AAGAUGAAGCAAACAUGGAGCUCCAGCACAAGAUGACCUUGGGUUCCCCUUGAGUGCCGUUUCCUUGGAUGUCCUUGUCCUCAGUGUAUGGAGUCAGAAGUCCCUGAGAUGUGGUGGUUUCAGCAAGGCCUUUCCUUCUUGCCCGUGGCCCUGGUUGUCUGGUCAGCUGCAUCCUUUGUGUUCUCCUACAUCACUGCCAUUGUCCUCCACCACGUGGACCCUUUGGUGCCCUACAUCAGUGACACUGGGACAAUCCCUCCUGAAAGAUGCUUGUUUGGGAUCAUGUUGAAUGUUUCAACCUUCUUGGGGAUGGCCACGAUGUAUGUGAGGUACAAGCAGGUGUGUGCCCUGAGCCCAGACAAACCCAGCACCCUCAGGCUGAACAGGAUUGGCCUCACCCUGGGACUCAUGAGCUGCUUUGGACUUUGCAUUAUUGCCAACUUCCAGAAAUGCAUCCUGUACUACAUCCAUGUGCUUGGAGCCUGCCUGACCUUUGGAGUUGGAGCUAUCUACAUGCUGGUUCAGACCAUCCUGUCCUACCUGAUGCAGCCAGAACUGCACAGCAAAGACAUUUUCUGGGUGCGUCUGAGCGUGUUCCUGUGGAGCUGCUCCAGCAUUGUCUGCAUGUUUGUCUCCUCAGUUUUGUUAAACAGUGGCUUGUAUGGAGCUAACCUGAUGCAGAAGAUGCACUGGGACCCACAGGACAGAGGAUACAUCCCCCACAUGGUCAGCACCGUGUCCGAGUGGUCCUUGGCAUUCUCCUUCCUCAGCUUCUUCCUCACCUACAUCCGAGACUUCCAG
Acanthisitta chloris (rifleman) is the source of this 801-nucleotide messenger RNA. It is a transcript of the gene DRAM2, whose product is annotated as DNA-damage regulated autophagy modulator 2. Gene Ontology annotation, cellular component: lysosome. The annotation marks the transcript as partial. The transcript is spliced from 7 exons. The record is from RefSeq and is a predicted model, not a curated record. Gene Ontology annotation, biological process: photoreceptor cell maintenance; regulation of autophagy. NCBI's taxonomy places the organism in Eukaryota, Metazoa, Chordata, Aves, Passeriformes, Acanthisittidae.